AUGUUUUUAACAUUUGGCUUUCCAAUUAUUUAUUUGAUCUACAUUUGUUUUUUUAUUUAUCGUCUUAGAGAGAUUAAAGCGAUUGUGGAUGUUAGCCAAAGAAAGUGGAAAAUAACGAUGUUUAUUCAAGUUGCUAUUAUUUGCGGUAUAAAUAUUGCCUGUUGCUCUUUAUAUGCUAUAAUGCAACGUUUGCCAAUGAGUAAAACAUUAAUUAUUGUUGGAUAUUAUUUGAACUAUUUUGUAUUUGGACUACCUCCAUUUAUUUAUUUAUUUUGUAACGAAACAUUUAGAAAUGAUGUUAAGAAAAUAAUUGGCAAAAAUCUGCAUAAAUUAGCUAAAAAAUUAUAUUCUCCACCAAACAGCAUCAAUCCUUCAUAUAAUAGCCGAAUGCAACGAAGUGUUAAUCGCCCUCUAGCCAGUCGAUUUAGUGGAGGAAAUUAA
This is a messenger RNA of Meloidogyne enterolobii, 441 nucleotides long. NCBI's taxonomy places the organism in Eukaryota, Metazoa, Nematoda, Chromadorea, Rhabditida, Meloidogynidae. The record is from the annotation of a GenBank genome assembly.